Messenger RNA from Gastrolobium bilobum, 615 nucleotides. Its product is annotated as pectinesterase inhibitor 7-like. Gene Ontology annotation, biological process: negative regulation of catalytic activity. The transcript has a single exon. NCBI's taxonomy places the organism in Eukaryota, Viridiplantae, Streptophyta, Magnoliopsida, Fabales, Fabaceae. The record is from RefSeq and is a predicted model, not a curated record. Bases 1 to 615 code for a protein of 204 amino acids. Gene Ontology annotation, molecular function: enzyme inhibitor activity.
AUGAAAACCCAUUUCCUCCUUUCCCUCCUAUUCUUGACAUCAACAUUCUCCAAUCUCCGCCCAACAGCCACCGCCGGCGAAGGUUACGGUUACGGCGACACCGGUUUCAUCCGCACAAGUUGCAACACCACGCUGUACCCGGACGUGUGCUUCUCCUCCCUCUCUCGCUACGCCAGCGCCGUUCAGCAGAGCCCCGCCCACCUCGCUCGCGUCGCCAUCGCCGUUACGCUCUCAAAAGCUCACCGCAUCGCCUCCUACCUCUCCCGCCAAGCUGACUACGCCGCCGACGACUCCCGCGCCGUCUCCGCCGCCCUCCACGACUGCUCCGACAACCUCGACAACGCCGUCGACGAGAUCCGCGACUCGCUCAGGCAGAUGCGCCUGCUAGGAGCCGGUUCUGGUUCGGUGUCCGGUUCGUUCCGGUUCGGCAUGAGCAACGUGCAGACGUGGAUGAGCGCGGCGUUAACGGAGGAAGAGACCUGUACGGACGGGUUCGAGGACGUACCGAAUGGUUCCCUGAAAACGGAUGUAUGCGAUCGCGUCUCUAAGGUGAAGAAGUUCACGAGCAAUGCUUUGGCGCUGGUGAAUAGUUACGCUAACCAAGUAAUGCCUUGA